AUAGGAGCAAGGAGGGAAUGGGUUUGGUUUUGGUUUUGAUGGUUACUGUGAUGAUGACUGUAGGAGGAGGAGGGAUUGGGGUUGCAGCAUCAACAGCUGAGGUUCACGUAGUGGGAGGUGAUAAUGGAUGGGAUAUUUCUUCCGACAUUGCUGCCUGGUCUGCCGAUCGACUCUUCCGUGUUGGAGAUCAUAUUUGGUUUGCUUACUCAUCAGGAGCAGGAGAGAACAUAGUGGAGGUGGGGAGCAUGGAAGAGUUGCAGGCUUGCGAUGUGACCAACCCUAUCCGUAUGUAUACGGACGGCCUGGAUAGCAUCACCCUCGAUGGUGUAGGCACCCGCUUUUUCGCCAGCAGCAGCACUGAUAGGUGCAAGAAGGGCCUCAAGCUUAACAUCGAUGUACUGCCGCAGCAGCCGAUCCAGUUUCAUGAUCAGAUGUACGAUGCCGAUGACGAUGCCAUCGCCACGGGACCAACCACUCCAUCUGCAGCGGCAGAGGUCUUCGAUCGAUGGGUACAGCACCAGCAGCAACAGACUUGGGAGUGUUUGAGGAUUGAUUGCAGCCUUCAAAGGAUUCUUCACAGCACUUGUAUUGAUCAACAGAGAAACAGCAGCAUGAAGGAUUGA
Molecule: messenger RNA, 623 nt
Organism: Telopea speciosissima
Lineage: Eukaryota; Viridiplantae; Streptophyta; Magnoliopsida; Proteales; Proteaceae
Product: early nodulin-like protein 1
Exons: 3
Coding region: 18-623 (201 amino acids)
Cellular component (GO): plasma membrane
Molecular function (GO): electron transfer activity
Source: RefSeq, a predicted model, not a curated record